Trematosphaeria pertusa is the source of this 591-nucleotide messenger RNA. Its product is annotated as low molecular weight phosphotyrosine protein phosphatase-like protein. Lineage: Eukaryota; Fungi; Ascomycota; Dothideomycetes; Pleosporales; Trematosphaeriaceae. The coding region runs from base 1 to 591 and encodes 196 amino acids. The record is from RefSeq and is a predicted model, not a curated record. Gene Ontology annotation, biological process: protein dephosphorylation. Gene Ontology annotation, molecular function: protein tyrosine phosphatase activity. The transcript is spliced from 2 exons.
AUGACUGCCGGCGAAACAACCGCAGGCUCGCAUGCCGACAGAAUACCUACGGGCGCCUCGCCGAAGCGCGUCUCAGUCCUUUUCGUCUGCCUAGGGAAUAUAUGCCGUUCCACGAUGGCUGAAGGAGUGUUCCAGUCGCUCACACGACCAUCCAAAGGUCAACCGCACCCUCUCAUCCGCAAAGUCGAUUCUUGCGGUACCGGUGCCUAUCAUCUCGGCAACGAUCCGGACCCGCGCACCAUGGCGACCCUCGAAGAGAACGGCAUCACCACAUACACACACGCGGCGCGCAAAUUCUCGCCCAGCAAGGACUUUGAUGAGUUUGAUUACAUCCUUGGCAUGGACGAUUACAAUCUGGAGGACCUGAAGCGGUUGCGGACAAGGGAGGUGAAGAAGAGGGGCGGGGAGGAGGGCUUGGGGAAGGUCAUGCUGUUUGGAGACUUCGGGGGAAAGAAAAGGAGGAGCGGGAGGGGCGAGGAGGUGCAGGAUCCGUACUACGGGGCAGAUGAUGGCUUCACGAUCGCGCAUGAGCAGUGUGUGCGGUUCUCCAAGGCGUUCCUGGAACAGCUGGAGGCCGGGGAAUUGAGUUGA